UUACUGGCGCUGUUGUCAACUUUGCGAUCGCCAAUAGAUAGACGCUAUACUAACUGCUGAACCUCUGCUAAGAGUGCUGACGCUGAGUACCAGAGUGCUGCCUAGGCCUGGUACUGCUAGGAGUGCCAGUUGUGGAUUUAUCGUACAAGAGCAAUUUAUUUGAGUUAUUGUGAUUAUAUACAACAAAGAGAAAAAGUAACUUUUUUUAAAUAUAAAUCGGUUAUACUAUGAAAAAAAUAGAAGAUAAACAGACUGAAGAAAUGGAGUAUGAUGAUACUACUAGUAGUAGUAGUAGUAGUAGUAGUAGUAGUAAUGAUGACAGUCAAGAUGAUAACGACAUGAGUGAAGGAGAAUAUGAAGAUGAUGAUAUGAAAACAAAAAAAGUUUUUUUACCAGGAAAUGAACUAGAAGAAGGAGAAGAACUUGUAGUGGAUGAAUCUGCAUACCGCAUUCUUCAUCAAGCACAGACUGGUGCACCAUGUCUAAGUUUUGAUGUGAUAAAAGAUGACUUAGGAAAUUUAAGAGAAACUUAUCCUAUGUCAAUGUACUUAAUAGCUGGUACUCAGGCUCCAAGAGCAAAUGUCAAUAAUCUUCUUGUUAUAAAAAUGUCAAACUUACAUGGAAUUCAUGCUAAAAAUGAAUCUGAUGAUGAUUCGAGUGACUCUGAAGAUGAGGAUAAUACAAAAUCUCCAGUAAUGAGUGUGGCAUCAAUCAGGCAUCAAGGAUGUGUAAAUAGAGUACGAUGUACUCAAAUUGGAAACACCACAUUAGCAGCAAGUUGGAGUGAAUUAGGACGUGUUAGCUUAUGGAAUUUGAAUGAAGAACUGAGAUCUGUAGAUAGUCAAAGUUUAUUAUCAGCAUAUCAAAAGAAAUAUGAAAAAGCAGAAACUUCAGUUAAGCCAAUUUUCACUUUCAAAGGACAUCUAAGUGAAGGAUAUGGAAUAGAUUGGUGUCACACAGAGACUGGUACAUUAGCUACUGGUGAUUGCAAAGGAAAUAUUCAUAUUUGGCGAUGCAGUGACAAUGGAGGAACUCAGAGUUGGAAUGUUGAUCAAAGACCAUAUAGCUCUCAUGUUCCUUUUAGUGUUGAGGAUUUACAGUGGUCUCCAAAUGAAAGACAUGUAUUAGCAUCAUGUUCUGUAGAUAAAAGUAUAAAAAUAUGGGAUACUAGAGUUAAUCCCCAUAACGCCUGCAUGCUAACAGCAUUAGAUGCUCACUCAGCUGAUGUGAACGUUAUAUCUUGGAAUAGGAAAGAAACAAAGUUUCUUGUUUCGGGUGGUGAUGAUGGAGCAAUCAAAGUGUGGGACUUGCGACAAUUUACUAAUGAUGGAGCAUCUUCUCUUGCUACAUUCAAACAGCACACAGCACCAGUAACAACUGUAGAAUGGCAUCCUGAAGAAGCAACAGUGUUUGCUUCUGGAGGAGCUGAUAACCAAAUUACACAAUGGGAUUUAUCUGUAGAAGCUGAUCAAACCGAAGAAAAUAAUGAUGAAGAUAUUGCAAAAUUACCACCUCAAUUACUUUUCAUUCAUCAAGGACAAACUGAUGUAAAAGAGUUACACUGGCAUCCUCAGUGUCCAGGAACAAUCAUUUCUACUGCACUAUCUGGUUUCAAUAUUUUCAGAACAAUUAGCGUUUAAUUUUUUUAUACAAAUCGAGAAUUUAAUUAUUACUACAAUAAAUUAGUUUUAAGUAAAUGUUAUCGAACAUUUUGUCAUAAAAAUUUUUAAUUAUAGUGAUUUAUGAAUUGUA
This is a messenger RNA of Phymastichus coffea, 1752 nucleotides long. Its product is annotated as glutamate-rich WD repeat-containing protein 1. Gene Ontology annotation, molecular function: protein binding. The transcript has 4 exons. The coding region runs from base 228 to 1640 and encodes 470 amino acids. Lineage: Eukaryota; Metazoa; Arthropoda; Insecta; Hymenoptera; Eulophidae. The record is from RefSeq and is a predicted model, not a curated record.